CCAGCGCACAUGUGCGGCCGCCCGGCACAUGCUCACUGCGUGGCGCAUGAGCAGAGGCGGCGCGGGGGCUAUCGGACAUCUUGGGCCUCCCCGCACCGAGCGGGGAGCGCGGCCGCCGGGCCCCGGGGCGGGAGCAGCUCCACCGCCCCCGCGUCUCCCGGCCCGCCCGCCCGCCCUGGCAGCGGCUGCUCUCCCCUCCCCCGCUUUCCCCGGGCUGCUCAGAGCAUCCCUCCUCCCCUCUUGCAUUUGUUUUAAUUCUUCUCAGAGACAAGAUGGCAACGCCGGCGGCGGUAAACCCUCCCGAAAUGGCAUCAGAUAUUCCUGGCUCAGUGGCCUUGCCAGUGGCUCCAAUGGCAAGUGGACAAGUGAGAAUGGCAGGAUCCAUGCCUUCAAGAGGAGGAAAACGUCGCUCUGGAAUGGAUUUUGAUGAUGAAGAUGGAGAGGGGCCCAGCAAAUUUUCAAGGGAGAAUCACAGUGAAAUUGAGAGGCGCAGGAGAAAUAAGAUGACCCAGUACAUCACUGAGCUGUCCGAUAUGGUGCCCACUUGUAGCGCCUUGGCUCGUAAGCCUGACAAGCUGACAAUUCUUCGGAUGGCUGUUUCACACAUGAAGUCCAUGAGGGGCACUGGAAAUAAAUCUACUGAUGGAGCUUACAAGCCUUCAUUUCUUACAGAACAGGAACUGAAACAUCUUAUCCUGGAGGCUGCAGAUGGGUUCCUGUUUGUAGUUGCUGCUGAGACGGGAAGAGUGAUCUACGUAUCAGAUUCUGUGACUCCUGUGCUGAACCAGCCCCAGUCUGAGUGGUUUGGCAGCACUUUGUAUGAACAGGUUCAUCCAGAUGAUGUGGAAAAGCUGCGAGAGCAACUAUGUACAUCUGAAAACUCUAUGACAGGACGGAUCCUUGACUUGAAGACUGGAACAGUAAAGAAAGAGGGGCAGCAGUCCUCAAUGAGGAUGUGCAUGGGAUCAAGGCGUUCCUUCAUUUGCAGGAUGAGGUGUGGAAAUGCUCCUCUGGAUCAUUUACCUCUGAACAGAAUAACCACCAUGAGAAAAAGAUACAGGAAUGGCCUUGGCCCAGUAAAGGAAGGUGAAGCACAAUACGCUGUUGUCCAUUGCACUGGCUAUAUCAAGGCUUGGCCACCAGCAGGAAUGACUAUACCUGAAGAAGAUGCUGAUGUGGGACAAGGUAGUAAAUACUGCCUCGUGGCAAUAGGAAGGCUGCAGGUAACUAGCUCUCCAGUGUGCAUGGACAUGAAUGGAAUGUCAGUCCCAACUGAAUUCUUGUCCAGGCACAAUUCUGAUGGAGUCAUCACAUUUGUUGACCCAAGGUGCAUCAGUGUCAUUGGGUACCAGCCCCAGGAUCUCCUGGGGAAAGAUAUUUUAGAAUUCUGCCAUCCUGAAGAUCAAAGCCAUUUGAGGGAGAGUUUCCAACAGGUUGUGAAACUGAAAGGUCAGGUCCUGUCUGUGAUGUAUCGUUUCCGUACCAAAAACCGGGAAUGGAUGCUGAUCAGAACCAGCAGCUUCACAUUUCAGAAUCCUUAUUCUGAUGAAAUUGAAUACAUCAUCUGCACCAACACUAACGUGAAACAACUUCAGCAGCAGCAAGCAGAACUUGAAGUACAUCAAAGAGAUGGGCUGUCAUCCUAUGAUUUAUCUCAGGUGCCAGUUCCAAGCAUACCAGCUAAUGUUCAUGAGGGUGGAAAGUCUGUGGAAAAGCCUGAUGCUAUCUUCUCCCAAGAGAGAGAUCCUAGAUUUGCCGAGAUGUUUGCUGGGAUAACUGCUUCAGAUAAAAAAAUGAUGGCUUCAGCAUCCACAGCAGGAAACCAGCAGCUUUACUCACAGGGAAGCCCAUUUCAGCCAGGACAUUCGGGAAAGACUUUCAGUUCAUCUGUGGUACAUGUGCCUGGUGUGAACGACAUCCAGUCUUCUUCAUCAACAGGCCAGAAUCUGACCCAGAUAUCUCGCCAGCUAAAUCAGAGCCAGGUUGCCUGGACAGGAAAUCGACCACCGUUUCCAGGACAGCAAAUUCCAUCUCAGUCUGGCAAGGCUCAGUCAUCUCCCUUUGGGAUUGGAACAAGUCAUACCUACCCAGCAGAUCCAUCAUCAUACAGCCCCCUUUCCAGCCCAGCCACCUCUUCUCCAAGUGGGAAUGCCUAUUCCAGCUUAGCCAACCGAAGUGCGGGAUUUGCUGAAGGUGGCCAGAGCAGUGGCCAGUUCCAGGGGAGACCUUCUGAAGUCUGGUCCCAGUGGCAGAGCCAACAUCACAACCAGCAGAGCAGUGAUCAGCAUUCGCACCCGCAGCCCAGUCAGACCGAGGUGUUCCAGGACAUGCUGCCAAUGCCGGGAGAUCCAACGCAGGGUACUGGCAAUUACAACAUUGAAGAUUUUGCUGACCUGGGCAUGUUUCCACCAUUUUCUGAGUAGCUUGUGAAGCAGAAAUGGAAGUUCUUCUCCAAGGCCAUUUCAUUGUAAUUUUGGCUCUGCAUUUUCUGUAUUGCAUUUCUGUAGAAGCUACUAAAACCAGAAAACACAUUUCUCCUGUUUGAGAUAGUGGUGUAGGGCUUGCUCUCUCCUCCUUGGAGUGCCUCAGUGCUGACAGAGGAGCUCCAGCACUUGGUGGUGUUCAUUGACAGCUCCAUUUAUUUUAUUUUUUUUCAUUUUAUUGUCAUCUACCUCAGAGAUGAAAAACUUUGCUUGAUUUAUAAAAAAAAAAAUCUCUGAGUCUUAAAUAUUUGAAUGUGAAUGAUACCUAAUAUUUCCUUUGGAUGGUAAUUUUUAAAUAGAUAACGAAGUAACGAAGACUAACAGAGAAGGGGUAAGGUAGUGUCUUGUUACAGUGCCUACCACUCAAUUUCGAUGCCUUGCUUUAAGCUUAAGUUUCUGGAAGCAGACACAGUGUUCUGUUUUCUUUGAUUCUUGUAGUUUUUGAGUCACUUCAAAUGUGAGAUUAAGCAACAUAAUGUAGGCCUCUCUCACCAGAAGAUUCAUCUCCACCUUUUCUAACUUAAACUUGAAUGUGUGUACAUUUUGGUACUUUAUGUAUAUCUUGUGCUGUAUCAAGUGAAUUCCUGUACUGGUUUCUUUUGCCUUUACAAAGGGUCCAUUCUGGAGUGUACUGAAAAGGGUGAUGAUACAUGUGAAGGAUUUAGCUAUCAUAGAAGUCUCUAUCACUUCACAUAGAUAUUCUUACUUUUAAUUCAGGUGGUUCUCUAUUCAGAACAAACAUUUACUUACAUAAGCUAUUAGUCUGUUUUUGCACUGAAAUGAGGCCUAUAACUAUACAUUUCUCACUGGCUGCUUUAAUUCCAUUUGGUUUUGCUUUCCCAAAAAUAUUGCCUCGUAACAAAUGACUGUAAACACAUCAAGAUUGCAUUUUCUAUGUCAGCUGCAUUUCCUUUCUGUGAAAUACUUUUUUAUACUGUGAAACCGUAGAUUUUAACAGUGCAAAGUGGUGGCCUAUUACUAGGAAAACAUUCAAGCUCAUUGGCUGCAAGCAGUGAGAUGGUUUUGUAGUGUAUAAUUUUUUUAGAGUGAGUUGGUAUUGAUAUCAAUUGGACUAUUGUCCACUGCAUACAUAGUGAUAACUUGAAUAUUUGCUUGGAUUCCCAAGCAAUCACUUCUGUUAAACCCCAUUAAUCCUAUUCUUUUAAAUAUGGGAUUUUCAGCUUACUACAUUUUAUGAGGACUCUUGACUCUACUGAAUGCUAAAUGCUUUUCCACAGAGGUAAGUUAAUUAGGUUUCUCUUGGGCGAGUCACCUACCAUAUGUCUUUAUCAGAAAAGUGGUAGAAAAAUAUUUUAUUCAGUAUUUUAUAUAUCUGACAAGUUACAGCGAUCAGAUUUAAAGGUCAACAUUUUUAUCUGGAUCAUUUCCUCUGGGAUGGGAGGAGAAGGAAUCUCUCACAAGGACACGGAGCCCAGAGUUCCUACAUGCUCAUGGCCUUUGAGGCUGGAUGGUGGUAUCCAGCCUUGGCAAAGGAGGAAUGGGACCUCUGCCCUCAGCCUUUGUGUGUUCAGGGGUCAUCAUGGACCUUGAAACAGCAAUGCCAGGGCAUAGCCCCCAUCUAGAAGAUCUUGAUGUCUGCAGCAGCUCUUAGACUUCAUGGCACCAAGAUCUGCCUUCUCGUGGCUCCUCUGGAAUUCUGGAGUGCCUCUGAUGGGAGGCACCAUGCACAUCAUUGUAGUUCAUCUUGUAGGAUGAUCUCUGGAAAAGCAGGAAGGGCCCUGUCCUGCAGCCUGCUCUGACCACAGAAGUUUCAUGCUGACAAACUGUCCCCUGGGACACAGGGACACAGCUUUAACACUUAACCAUCCGGUCAUGUUUCCAUCUGACUUCUUUUUUCCUGGCCUUUUUGGAGGACAGCACAUAUUAAAAAGAGUCCUUCCUACUGUUUCUCACUAAAUCUGGGACCAAACUCUUUCCAUACGUGCAAUUGGGACUAGGGACUCUUUUUAUAGGGAAUAUUUUUAUAUCUAGAUACAGUACUGGAAAGACCUCAGGUUUCCUGGUCUGUAUUUGCCUCAGCAAAAUCACUCUGAGAACAAAAAAAAACAAAACACUUUUAUCUCUUCUGCCUCUGCCCAGAGAUCAGGAAAAUGCCUUCUUAUGUGAGCAAGCCAUGCACUUAUGCAUUAUUCCUUUAAAUACAUGGAUGUUUAAUCUCUUUGGAGCCUUCUCCCUUUCCACUCAUGCUGCUCAGAUGAAUGACUGUUCAUUGAAUUAGAUAAGCAAAGUUCUGCUCUCCCAGAAUGAAAUUCAUUGGUGUCUGUAAAAUCUGCCUGGAUUCUGUGCUGGCUGGAGCACUGUGGUCAGUGUCUGCACAGUGGGAUGUGUGUCUAAAGGGGCAGACCACAAGCAAGGGAGCAGUAGAUGAGCAGUUUAUAUCUUUGCCCAGAAGGUGCUUGAUGUAACAAACAUCACUUCUAAAAUUUUUAAAGAACAGUUCUCUGUAAAAAGAAAAAAUGCAGUUCUUCUGUUUUAUUUUACCCAACAAACUGCUCAGAAUAUAUUUAUAAUUUACUUUUCUACCUGAAUUCAAUAUAAAUUCCCUGAUUUUCUUUCUACUAAGAUCAGUGAUGAUAACCCCACCAGUGUGUCAUGAGUUUUAUACUACUGCAGAAGGCUUCUGGUGUACAGAAUUUGGUUGUACAGUUAGCAGUGCACUGUUAACAGAAUUUCAAGCACAUCUCUCUUUUUUUGUUGUUGUUUUUUAAAUACAGUAUUAGGUAUUUGAAGCCAAUAUGCCUGAGGCAUCAGAGCAUGGACUGUUUCUCACCUGGUAGACCACUCCUUCCUCUCCAGUUGGGAAAGGAGGUGGCUCUGUUUUAAGGGGCAGUCUGGAUACUGCCAGGUUUGGGAUUUCCCUGUGAGCCAUUCCAGCCCACCAUUUCUAUUCUGCCAGUGCUUUCUUCUUGGCAUUUCCACCCUCCUUUAGGGUCUCCUCCCAUUCCCAGCCAUCCCAUCUCAGCAGCUUUCCCACGCCCAAGUGGGAGGUGCUGGGUUGCCCUUCCUGAGCCAGCAAGGAGGGAGUGAUGGAUAAGUGCUUAAGUUUGGCAACUUUCUGCUUCUGACCAAGCAAAUGAGCACGUUAAGCAUUUGCUACCACUGCUGGGAACCCAGCAGUGCCCUGGCUGUGUGCUGCUGUCGUGUCAGUGGUUUGCUCCUCUGAAACAGCCUCGUCCCACGUCUUGUGGCCAAAAAAAUCUGCGUAGCGUUGGCUGUGCUGUAUCUUUCUGUCAUGUGUUUCGUUACUAAAGCGACUGACUUAUUCUAUAGCUGAAGUUAUAAAGUGCAUUUGGAAUGCUAACGUUUUUAUUACGUGCCCUUGGUGUAGCUUUGCUGGCACUUUGGCUGCCAGUUUUCACAAUUUCACAGGUGGUGGAUUUCUCAUUUCUUCUGUGUUUUUUAAGCUGGAAUUUUAAGCUGUGAUUUCUGAUAAAACUGUGUUGCAAGCUCAGCGUUUCUUAAAACUGAAUAUUUUGGUUUUUAAACUGAUGGAGCAAGAAACUGCAAAUAGUAAUGGUCCAGGUGAGCUAUUUCGAUGAGUGGGAAUGUAGAUUGAGAAGAUUUUAGAUACUAAAAUAUUAAUGUUCAUUUAUGCAGACAAGCAGUCCUGUUUAACAAGAGGGACUCCAUCACAUUACUUGUUAAAAGUGCUACUGGCAGUACCUACAGUGAUGCUUUAACCAGAUAGUUCCAUUUGUAGCUUUGUUGCCUUUUUUUUUCUUCUUCUUUUGAAGUACAGUAUGAAACUGUAAAUACUUCUUGCAGUACUGCCUUUUUAACUCUUAAUUACUUUUGGCACAGUGUUAAAUAGUGUUGGAUUUUCCCAAUUGCUAUGACAUAUAUUUUUAUACAUAGGUGUACUCUUUUUUCAAGAAUAAUACAGCCAUUUUGUCAUUAAUGCCUUAUUAGUGUCAUACUGCUGUUGCUCUUUGUUUGCAAGGUAUCGAGUGGAAUAAUUUCUAGCUCAGAUAUUUUCACUUUUCCUGGCAGUGCUCAAUUUUGGCUUCAGGUGAUUUUUGCCAGAGUCCCAUUUUUCACAGUUGUUAGCUGUGAGUGGAGGAGAACGUGGGGCCUCUUUCUAAAGAAAAGGUGAUAGCAUCUAAUUGUGUUUAAAAGGUCAGUCAUUUCCUACUCCAGACCAGAGUGCGUUUCACCAAGCUGAUGACUGUGGGCACUGAUUACUUUGUGUAGAUUAAUGGUCUUUAAAAAAAAACUCAGCAACAAAAAACAACUCCAAAAAUGGGCUUCUGUCAUUGUUAGGCACUUGGUUACUUAUCUGUUUAAACUCUUCAUAUUGAUGUGAAAUUGUGCUGUGGAUAAAGUGUAUUUUGUACUUCUGAAUGUUCUAUAUUUAUGACUAACAGGUACAGAAUCAGUUGUGUGUAUGUAUAACUAAUAACUGCCUUUUUAAAUUUCAUUAAAAUAAAAAUGUCAUGAGCUGUUGUUAA
Messenger RNA from Calypte anna (Anna's hummingbird), 6952 nucleotides. It is a transcript of the gene ARNT2, whose product is annotated as aryl hydrocarbon receptor nuclear translocator 2. Gene Ontology annotation, cellular component: nucleus; transcription regulator complex; cytoplasm. The transcript is spliced from 19 exons. Gene Ontology annotation, biological process: regulation of transcription by RNA polymerase II. Bases 273 to 2423 code for a protein of 716 amino acids. Lineage: Eukaryota; Metazoa; Chordata; Aves; Apodiformes; Trochilidae. The record is from RefSeq and is a predicted model, not a curated record. Gene Ontology annotation, molecular function: DNA-binding transcription factor activity, RNA polymerase II-specific; protein dimerization activity; RNA polymerase II cis-regulatory region sequence-specific DNA binding.